Molecule: messenger RNA, 1005 nt
Organism: Oppia nitens
Lineage: Eukaryota; Metazoa; Arthropoda; Arachnida; Sarcoptiformes; Oppiidae
Product: G-protein coupled receptor moody-like
Exons: 5
Coding region: 1-1005 (334 amino acids)
Biological process (GO): G protein-coupled receptor signaling pathway
Cellular component (GO): membrane
Molecular function (GO): G protein-coupled receptor activity
Source: RefSeq, a predicted model, not a curated record
AUGCGCCACAAAACCAGUCAAUCGGAUAAUAUUGAAAACAAUUUUAUCACCAAAGAAGUGGCAAUAAUUGCUUCAACUUUUUCAAUACUAGUUAUAAUUGUCGGCAUAAUUGGUAAUAUAUUAACAAUUAUAGCAUUGGUUAAGGGAUCUCCUAAUCUUCAAAGUCAUGCGACCACUAAAUUUAUAGUGAAUUUAGCGGUCAGUGAUUUGAUGUUUAGUGCCCUAAACCUACCGCUUACUACUGUCCGCUAUAUGACCAGGUCGUGGCCUUUCGGCUCAUUUCUUUGCCAUUGGUUUCCAUUCUUCUUCUAUGGCAAUGUCGCCACUUCGCUCAUGUCUAUCGCCUGUAUUACAAUCAAUAGAUUUGUAUUCAUUGCAUAUAAUGCUCGAUAUUCAAGAAUUUAUACAAAACUAAAUGUUUGUCUAAUGAUAUGUUUUUGUUGGUGUUUCUCAUUUGGACUAAUGAUGUUUCCAUUGUUGGGUAUUUGGGGCCGAUUUGGUCUCAAAGUGACCACAUUUUCGUGUACAAUAUUAGCCGACACUGGCGGACAUUCACCGAAAAAGUUUUUAUUUGUAUUUGGAUUUGUUUUUCCAAUAACUGUGAUAACAAUUUGCUAUACAAUUAUUUGGAUUCAUGUUAGACGACAAUCGCGGAACACAUUGAAGACCACCAAACGUGACUUAAGGCUAACAAAACUGAUUUUUAUAAUAUUUGGUGCAUUUGUCAUGUGUUUCGCUCCCAAUACUAUCGCCAAUGUUUUAAUCAGUGAAUCCGAAUAUCCAUAUAUUCAUGUAUUGUCAUCAAUGCUCUGUUGGUUAAACUCUUGUAUAAAUCCGUUUAUAUAUUUUGCAAUGAAUGCCAAAUAUCGUCGGGCAUUGAAACGUGUCCUCGCAUUUGGCACCCAUUCAUCCGGUGCUAUGAUUAACGAGUCUAUUGUUUCACAAUCGGAUCAAAUUAAAUCAUCCGUCAUAUAUUGCUUUCAAUGUUUGGCUUCUAAUGACUGA